AAAGACGAUGGGGCGGGGCCUGUGGGAGUGUCAGGUGAGAUUAGCAACCUAUUGCUGGAGCUCCGAGGGGUUUGGGACCCAUGGCGUUGGGGAAGACCCCUAUCGACAUGCUGGAAGUCCCCCUGAGCUCGGUCGCCAGGCUUGGUCCCCGGGAGCCCCCAACCCUCCAUCGCCGGCUAGGGCGGGACGCGAUCGGCUGCGGGGGCUCCGGGGCGUGGCCCCACGGCUGCUCCAAUCGCCACCUAGCCGAGUGAUGGGGGCGUGGUCAAACCCUGGAAAAGUUGGAGCGGAUGCCAGAGGCGCGGUGGGCCGGGGAGGCCGAGGACCUGUUCCUGUCCGGAAGCCAGCGCGCAGUCCCCGCAGCUGGCAUUGGAUGAGUCCCGGCUGAGAGCGCAGGGGUCCAAGGGACUGAACCGGAUCUAGCCCGCCCACCAGGCCAUGGCGUCUUGGGGGCUCCUUGUGACCGGCGCCUCCUUCGCCGCCUUCCGGGGGCUGCACUGGGCGCUGCAGCUGCUGCCCGCGCCGGGAUCCGCUGCCCAGGACCGUUGGAAGUGGCGCAACAUCUGUGUCUCCCUGCUGCACAGCCUGCUCGCAGGGGUUGGGGCGCUGCUCGAGCUGUUGGUGUACCCUCAGAUGGCUGCCGACCCGAUUCACGGCCACCCGCCCUGGGCCCUGGUGCUGGUGGCUGUGUCCGUGGGUUAUUUCUUGGCCGAUGGAGUUGACAUACUGUGGAACCAGACCUUGGGCCAGGCCUGGGAACAUCUGUGUCAUCAUUUGGUGGUAGUGAGCUGCUUCGGCACCGCCAUUCCGUCCAGCCACUAUGUGGGCUUCUCUAUGGUGUCUCUGCUCCUGGAGCUGAACUCUGCCUGCCUGCACCUACGACAGUUGCUGCUGCUUUCUCACCGGGCCCCAUCCCUGGCCUUCCGCAUGGCCAGCUGGGCCACCCUGGCCACCCUGGUCCUCUUCCGCCUGGUGCCUCUGGGGUGGAUGAGUCUGUGGCUGAUCUGACAGCGACACCAGGUGCCGCCUCCUCUGGUCGUCCUUGGUGCAACUGGGCUGGUCACUGUGGGUGCCCUAAGCAUCACACUGGGUGUCCGUAUUUUGGUCAGCGAUGUCCUGCGGUCUCAGCCUCAUCCACCCAUCCCUGGGCACAAGGAAACCAGGGGCACAAGGAGAUGUCGUGAUGGUGAGCUUGUCACCAGGGAUGAUUCCACUCUCAGCCUGAAAGACUAGAGAGAGGCCUCAGGCUCCUCUUCUGCCAGUCCUGGGAGAGGUAGGGCCAGGACAAGGAGAUGGUGGUGUACAGUGUACAGUCCUUCAUUGGGGUAAGGACUGGACUGAAUUUUCAGUAUCUCGGUCCCUCUUCCAAGUCACUCACACCCCUCCCCCAUUCCUAGGAUCUGAGAAGAAAUGCUGAUGUUCAUGGAUGGGUGGGAAACUGGGCUGUUGUUCAGUGAAUUCCAUCAUCAGAUGACUGCUUCUUCCAGCAAACUAACUCGAGGUACGGCCAGUGCUACCAAUAAGGGGUGGCAGGAGGCAUGAAGCUAAGUGAAAUUGCCAAGGACAUCCUCUACUUUUAACACAGGAACAGGUGAAGAAAGGUGAGGUCCUAUUAGGACCGGAGAGAUCUAAUGUGGAGGGGGUGGGUUCAGAGGGAAGAGAGGUCUCACCUGCAACCAAAUUCUAGCAGGGGGAGGAGGCCACAACAGGUGCUAUCUGUAGCAGUAGGGAUGGACGUACUAGUGGCCAAGAAACAGAAGAACUGGACCACUAGAGUCGCGGCUAUUUCUGGUUCUCAAAGCCACACUACUGUGUUUGUACUUACUGCUAGUCCUACUGCCUUUUAAAUUUUUAAAAAGCCCAGCAUCUGCCUUUUAAAUUUUCUUACUAUCUCCUGACCUUUUCUAAGAAAAUGCAGAUUCUUUUUUUUUAAAUAUUUUCAUUUUUUAUUAUUUAUUUGAGGGAGAGAGAGUGAGAGAGCAUGAGAGGGGGGAGGGUCAAGAGGGCAAAGCAGACUCCCCACUGAGCAGGGAGCCCGAUGCGGGACUUGAUCCCGGGAUGCCAGGAUCAUGACCUGAGCCGAAGGCAGUCGCUUAACCGACUGAGCCACCCAGGUGUCCGAAAGUGCAGAUCCUUAAAGGAAUGAGCAUGGGACUAGGUCUGUCUUCUUAGGACAGUACUGAAGUCCAGAGCCAUAGCAGGGACUUAAACACCCAUUCUGGGUGCCAAGUGUAACGUUUUCCAAGGUCCAGGCUUUCAUGGAAGGAUGAAGGCAGGGGUAGAAGUAGAUGAGGGAAGGCUUUCACUUGCCUGCAGAGGGAUUAAGGAAUAUCUGACUCUCUACUAGGAUUCAUUUGCAAGCUUGUCCUCUCCUUUCUCCCAUGCAACUUUUUUUUUUAGAGGUGGGGGCAAUAGGAGAGAGAGAGAGAGAGAGAGAAUCUUAAGCAGGUUCCAUCUCACAAACCUGAGAUCAUGACCUGAGCUGAAACCAAGAGUCAGGUGCUUAACCGACUGAGCCACCCAGGUGCCCCUGGGGUAAUUUUUUAACCAUCCAAUUUUCAUUCUCUCAUCUCACUUAAGAGACAGGAAAAAUUCUUUUUUUUUUUUAAUUUUAUUUUUAAGUAAGCUCUACACCCAAUGCCAGGCUUGAUCUCACAACCCUGAGAUCGUGACCUGAGCUGAAAUCAAGAGUUCAACGCUUAACUGACUGAGCCAUCCAGGCGCCCCUCUCCCCUACCACUUCUGCUGUCUUUUCUUUCCCCUAUGGCACAAAAUCUCUCCUUUCUUCAGGCAGAACAGCCAGGUUAUGGAAAGUGUAAAGCAGAUUAAGACUGCUAUUCUACUAAACAAUGGACAGAAAGAGAUAACCCUUAAUUAUCCACAGAAAAGAUACAUGAGCAAAAGCAAGAGACAGGAAGAUUAAAACAAAAAAAUUCUGCCCAAAAGUUGAGCUAGAGAAAGACAAAAGGGAUGAUAGAAAUAGACAUACAUAGAUUGAGGGACAGAAAGAAAGAGAAGGAUCACGUGUAUCGAAGAGACAGAGGUGAAGAGAGAUGGAGGGCAAGACAGGGAAUCCCUGGCGAAAUGUUAAGAAAGACUGUCAUGGAUGCUGACGGGAACCAAAGUCACAGAACUGGUAAAAUGGGCAUAAACAAAGAGGACAAGAAAAAUAGAAAUAAAAGCUGACAGGAAGGGACCCCAAGGGUGCAAGGCACAGAUGGUCUAGACAGAGAAAUAGAGUGAGUGACAAAGAGGAACAACCAGACUCAGGAGAGAUGGAGGGAAGAGAGGCAUUUUGAGAGAUUGGCAGAGCGAGAGAAGAGAGGGGGGGAAUAGAGAUGAGGGGAAUUAGUCAGGGGAGCUGAGAAGCAGAAGAACAGAAGGUGGAGGAGGCACUCAAUGGAAAGAUUCACUGGCAGAAAAAGAAAGUAGGAAAUAUGUUGAGUUGGAGACGGGCAGAAAGACAAAGGACAAACAGCUACAGUGCAAAACACAAAGAGCCUGACAGGAACUGAUAGGCAGAGACUGGUAGGAAGAUGAAGAGAAGUCAGAAUCAGGGAUGUAAACUGAGAUGGAAGAAUAGGCAAAGGGACUGAGGAGAACCACAGAGAGGGAAAGAAGGGGGUGGGGGCAGACUGAUUAAAUAAACAUCCGAAGGAAGGGAGCACCUGGCUAGCUCAGUUGAUAGAGCAGUGUGAUCUCAGGGUUGUGAGUCUGAGCCCCAGUUGGGUGUAGAGAUUACCUAAAAAAAAUAAGAUCUAAGAAAAAAAAAAAAAAAAAAACCCAGACAAACAAAAAUAUCCGAAGGAAGGAACAAGGAAAAAGAGGAAAUAGAUGAAGAGAGGAAGAAAGAAAGAAUAGAGAUAGGGAAAAUUUAAGGGGGGGAUUGUGUGAGAUGCCCAUCAUAGAGUCAUUAAAGCACAAAGGGAAGAAUAACAAAUAGAGACUGAGGAGAAAUUGCCACAGCUGGAAGCAAAUACAGGCAGAACAUAAGAGCAGAGAUAUUUCAUGUAAUCAGACAAAAGCCAGAGAGGUAAAGGUAUAAGAGUUGAGAUAGUAGAAUUAGUAGAGUGAGAAAUAGUAGAAUUCUCUGGGUGCCUGGGUGGCUCAGUCGUUAAGCGUCUGCCUUCGGCUCAGGUCAUGAUUCCAGGGUCCUGGGAUCAAGUCCCACAUCGGGCUCCCUGCUCAGCAGGAAGCCUGCUUCUCGCCCUCCCACUCUCCCUGCUGUGUUCCUGCUCUCGCUGUCUCUGUCUCUGUUGAAUAAAUAAAUUAAAAAAAUCUUUAAAAAAAAAAAAAAAAAAAAGAAA
This is a messenger RNA of Mirounga angustirostris (Northern elephant seal), 4307 nucleotides long. RefSeq names its product TLC domain containing 2 (gene TLCD2). Gene Ontology annotation, biological process: phospholipid homeostasis; plasma membrane organization; regulation of membrane lipid distribution. Gene Ontology annotation, cellular component: plasma membrane. The transcript has 4 exons. The record is from RefSeq and is a predicted model, not a curated record. Lineage: Eukaryota; Metazoa; Chordata; Mammalia; Carnivora; Phocidae.